AUGCGUCUCUUCAUCAUCCUCGGCGUUCUGGCGGCCGCGUUCGCCCAGAUCGACACUACCAACUCGAACGCACCCCGCGAUGGCUCUUACGGCCAGCCGCGCCGCCUCCCAAAACGCGACAACGCGAUUCGGGAUGACGCCCAUCUCAGCGCCUCCCGCUCAAUCGAGAAGCGCGAUGCCACUGGCCGCUGCCCAGGCGGCCAAACGCCCGUAUCAAACGGUAUUCCCCCCACGCCUAACGGAUGUGGACCUAAGGACUUUGAGGGCGCCGUCCCCGAAUUAUGGUUCAACAAGUGCUGUGGCAACCACGACGUCUGCUAUGGCGACUGUCCCAAAAGCAAGACUGACUGCGACAACGCCUUUGCCCUGUGCUUGAAAACGGCGUGCGAAACCGAGUUCGCCUGGUGGAAUCCCGGGCGGGCGCCCUGCUACUAUGCAGCCACAGCCUAUUACACGGCUGUCAAUGUUGGAGGACAGGGCUCGUUUGAGGGUGGUACCAAGAACCACUGUACCUGUGUAUAG
Cutaneotrichosporon cavernicola is the source of this 522-nucleotide messenger RNA. RefSeq lists its product as uncharacterized. The record is from RefSeq and is a predicted model, not a curated record. Bases 1 to 522 code for a protein of 173 amino acids. Gene Ontology annotation, biological process: arachidonate secretion; lipid catabolic process; phospholipid metabolic process. The transcript is spliced from 2 exons. Gene Ontology annotation, cellular component: extracellular region. NCBI's taxonomy places the organism in Eukaryota, Fungi, Basidiomycota, Tremellomycetes, Trichosporonales, Trichosporonaceae. Gene Ontology annotation, molecular function: A2-type glycerophospholipase activity; calcium ion binding.